AUGCCUGAGCCUUCCGGAUGGUCCGCCGCCGGCAAGAAGACCAUCUAUCUAUCUCUGGCCAUGCUUAUCUUGAUCGGCCUGAUCGGCACCAUGAUCUGGGCCUCGCUGUAUCUUCACAAGACUAUCAUUGUUAUCUCUCUGCUUGUUGGCAUCGUGUGCAUCUCCAUGCUUUUGGGCGCUCUCGUUCUUACAACCAUCAACCUCCACCUCAAGCAGGAGCACAUCUACGAGCGCCAGGACUCGCCCGACCUUCUCCUCGUCCACCCUGCCUUCCGCAAUGACUUCAGAGAUCAUCUGAGCAAGGGCGGCAUCCCCCGCAACUUCUCGAUCCCCAGAGAAAGAUGCAUCGACAACAAGGAGAGGACCUCGCCUACUCUUCCAAAGCCUGCUUCUUGCGCAUUUGUUGCCACUGGUAUGAAUAUCAAGUAUGAGAAGAAGCCCGCCGUCGGCUGCCGUCCCCUUCCAACCCUUCCUACAACUACCAAGGCUGUCGAGGCCGGUGAAGCUCGCUCGACUGUCGACCAUCCUCUUCCUCCUAUUCCAACCAUCCCUAUCUCGCCUACCAUCGACGUCCAGGAAGUCGACUCCGAGCUCCAGACCCCAGAGAAGAGCACUCACUCACUCGCUCCCAUCAUCGAGCUCCAGGAGGCUACCCCCACCCCCGAAGGCCACCGCCAUCUCAUCGUCGAUGCACUUCCCAUCAACAGACUGACUUGGACCAAGAGCACCACCAUUCGCAAAGUCAGCGAUAAGCUUGACGUUCCUGUCAUGGACAAGCGUGGUCGCUCUUUGGAGUACUGA
Molecule: messenger RNA, 801 nt
Organism: Aureobasidium pullulans EXF-150
Lineage: Eukaryota; Fungi; Ascomycota; Dothideomycetes; Dothideales; Saccotheciaceae
Exons: 3
Coding region: 1-801 (266 amino acids)
Source: RefSeq, a predicted model, not a curated record